Pangasianodon hypophthalmus (striped catfish) is the source of this 4113-nucleotide messenger RNA. It is a transcript of the gene smad2, whose product is annotated as SMAD family member 2. Gene Ontology annotation, molecular function: RNA polymerase II cis-regulatory region sequence-specific DNA binding; DNA-binding transcription factor activity, RNA polymerase II-specific; I-SMAD binding. The record is from RefSeq and is a predicted model, not a curated record. Gene Ontology annotation, biological process: cell differentiation; SMAD protein signal transduction; BMP signaling pathway. The coding region runs from base 480 to 1883 and encodes 467 amino acids. The transcript is spliced from 12 exons. NCBI's taxonomy places the organism in Eukaryota, Metazoa, Chordata, Actinopteri, Siluriformes, Pangasiidae. Gene Ontology annotation, cellular component: heteromeric SMAD protein complex.
GAGGCCGUCGUCUGCUGCUGUAAUUUGGCUACAGGGGAAGGAAAAUAUAGUCUAAAGUCGUUUUUUUUUUUUUUUUUUUUUUUUUUUAAAACAUACUUAAGAAUUUUUUUUCCUCUUUGUUGACUGGACGGUUUUGAAUUCGCAUACGAGUCGUUGUUAAGCCUCCGUAGCAUCCUCAGCGUUUGCGGGAUCGAUUUGCUCCAGAAACCCGGCAGUGUUUCAUGCAGGUGUUGGACACAUCCAUUCCCACUGAUCACAUAUCUGCCUGAGGUAACUCCUCAACCCCCCUCUUCCCUGUUCCGACUCCUAAGCGCCUCUCCUGCCCCUACACCCCAACUAACAUUCCCUCAGGACCUCUAGGCCACUUUGGGCUGGUGGCCUUCCUUCUCAAAGCCUUCUUGGGGAAAGCGGGUUUGUCGCGUCCCGUUUUUUCCAAACCUCGUCCUGCAUUUCACGGCUAAACCCAAACACCCCCGAGGAUGUCGUCCAUCUUGCCGUUCACGCCGCCAGUGGUGAAGCGCCUGCUGGGCUGGAAGAAGUCCGCGAGCGGCUCGGGCGGAGCAGGCGGCGGAGAGCAGAACGGUCAGGAGGAGAAGUGGUGCGAGAAGGCGGUUAAGAGCCUGGUGAAGAAGCUGAAGAAGACGGGCCAGCUGGAUGAGCUGGAGAAAGCCAUCACCACGCAGAACUGCAACACCAAGUGUGUGACCAUCCCCAGCAAUUGCUCUGAAAUUUGGGGACUGAGUACUCCAAAUACGAUAGAACAGUGGGAUACCUCAGGCCUAUACAGCUACCCUGACCAAACCAGAUCUCUGGAUGGACGCCUGCAGGUGUCUCACCGUAAGGGGCUGCCUCACGUCAUCUACUGCCGUCUGUGGCGAUGGCCCGACCUGCACAGCCACCACGAGCUGCGCGCCAUCGACACGUGCGAGUUCGCCUUCAACCUCAAGAAGGACGAGGUGUGCGUCAACCCCUACCACUACCAGCGGGUGGAGACACCAGUCUUACCACCUGUCCUAGUGCCAAGACACACAGAGAUUCUGACUGAACUGCCUCCUCUGGAUGACUACACCCAUUCCAUACCUGAAAACACCAACUUUCCUGGUGGGAUCGAACCCCCCAACAACUACAUACCAGAAACUCCUCCACCAGGCUACAUCAGUGAGGAUGGAGAGACCAGUGACCAGCAUAUGAAUCAAAGUAUGGACACAGGCUCUCCUGCAGAACUGUCGCCAAGCACACUCUCGCCCGUCAACCAUGGCAUGGACUUGCAACCGGUGACCUACUCCGAGCCCGCGUUCUGGUGCUCCAUAGCCUACUAUGAGCUGAACCAGCGGGUUGGGGAGACCUUCCAUGCCUCGCAGCCUUCCCUCACUGUGGACGGAUUCACAGAUCCUUCCAACUCGGAGCGUUUCUGCUUGGGCCUGCUGUCCAACGUCAACCGCAACGCCACCGUCGAGAUGACUCGCAGACACAUAGGCCGGGGAGUCAGGCUGUAUUAUAUUGGAGGAGAAGUUUUUGCUGAGUGUCUAAGCGACAGCGCCAUCUUUGUUCAAAGCCCCAACUGUAACCAGAGGUACGGCUGGCACCCUGCAACCGUCUGCAAAAUCCCCCCGGGCUGUAACCUGAAGAUCUUCAACAACCAGGAGUUUGCGGCUCUCUUGGCUCAGUCGGUCAAUCAGGGCUUUGAGGCUGUCUAUCAGCUCACCAGAAUGUGCACCAUCCGCAUGAGCUUUGUCAAAGGCUGGGGGGCUGAGUACAGACGGCAGACUGUGACGAGCACUCCAUGCUGGAUUGAGCUGCACUUGAACGGACCGUUGCAGUGGCUGGAUAAGGUUCUGACCCAGAUGGGUUCUCCCACCGCCCGCUGUUCCAGUAUGUCCUAAUCGCCAUGGCGACGAUGCCCACGCCCCUUCCCCCGAAAUCUGCAAAGUCCACAAUCACAAGAAACGACAAGUAGAACAACAGACGUGCUAUAAUCCCCGAUUCUCUCUCAUAGUACUUCUCUCUGUCUCUUUCCUCUCUCUCUCUCUCUCUCUCUCUCUCUCUCUCUCUCUAUCUCUCUCUACCUAUCCCCCCCUCCACCACCCAACCCCCCUCUCUCGCUCCACCUCUCCUGAUGUUCUCACUUUUCGGAACUGAACAUGGCACUUGCUGUCACAUCAGCUUCAUGCACCUUUAAUUCGCUCUUUUUCCCUCCUCAUAAAUCCUCAAUAUUAAAUGUAUUAGUGGUAGAAUUUGAAAUGUAUAUUUUUUUCCUUUUCUUAUAAAGACCGGGAAGUGUAGGGGUGUGUGUGUGUGUGUGUGUGUGUGUGUGUGUGUGUGUGUGUGUGUGUGUGUGUGUGUGUUAGGGAAGUAACAGAAGGCAGUUAAUAACUUGGCACAGAUGUUUCAGUAAAGCAUUCCUUCCCCUUGAAGUGAUCACGUAAACUAAAUGUUUCUGAUUUUGUUCUUUGCUUAACCAAGAGCUUACCUUUUGUUGGCAAAACGUCAUAUUGUUUAAGCUUGAUCUCUUUUGCUGAGACUAAUCAACAAAAACGAAAAGUAUUACUGCUUUUUAUCCCUUCCCACCCACCAAAACCUUUCAUUCUUAAAAAGUAAGGCCAAAAGACACCUUAUUCACUUCUUGUUCCUGAUAGCUGCGCCCAACCUCUAUGAAAGAAUGUUGCCUUAUAUGUUCAGGGUGCUGUCUUAUGGCAUGCUUCUUCUGAAAUCUAAUGUGAACAGAUAGGAAUGUUUUAGCAAAAAAAAGAAACCAUGCGAAGAAGAAAAAAAAAACAAAAACAACCUGGACCAAUAUUUUCUUCACCCCCGUCUCUGUAUCGCCCCUCAUUAGGUGAAAUACUAGCUCACUCUGGAGCGCUUUGAGUCGGGUUGAGGAAAAUCUUUAUGAAGAAAAACGACAAAAAAAUUAAUAAAAAUGAGUACACAAUCCAUAUCUUUCAAAAUAAAAAAAAAAAAAAAAGAAAUCCAACCUUUUAAGCUUUAAGUGUUAAUAAAGUAGGUUAUUCUUCACAAUCACAAGAUUUUUUUCCUUUAUCUUUCUUUUAGCUACUUUUUGUAUUUUCAUGUAUUUUUAUAUAUAAAUAUAUUUAAAAUCUUUAAUGCUCUCUUCCUUUUUAUUAGAAUUGAGUAUUUUUUUAGAUCAUGCCCUCUUUUUAACGGAACAUGGCUUCAUAAUGAAAACGUCCUGUCACAAAAAAAGUUGUUAGUCGAACUCUUUCACAAUCAGUGUCUUUAUAUUCUCCUCCGCUGUGUUUCCGAUUUAAGCUGUUGCACCAAACAUUCAGCUCCUCAUCUAUCGGCAUGUUUAAUUUGGUUUGUUCAGGAAAAAAAAACAAAAAAUUCUUUAACGUGCGUAUGUGUGUGUAUAUAUAAUUUUUUUUUUUUUUUUUUUUUUUUUUUGCUUUUCUGCCCUGGAUGCUUUUCCAUGACCUAUGGUUCUUUAAACGGGGGAAAACAUUUAUCUAUUGUCAAAUGUUGCAGAAGCAUGGCAGUGUUCUAUUCGCCCACGAUCAGGGGAAAAGAAGGGAAAAAAAAAAAAAAGACUCCUCAAAUAUGAUCAGCGUCUUACGAGAUGAAUUGUGCAACUUUAGUGUGUGUUCUUGUUGUACAACUUAACUAAUGACUGUGAUCUAGCUGUCUGCCUUCCUUUACUUGCUGUGACGGUGGCAAGAUGUUUGAAAUCUUCAUUCCCCUCCUGCCACCUCUGUCUCUCUUUUUUUAGUUUUGUUGAUCUUAUUACACUUGCGAUUGUAUUUUAAUUGCAGCGAGUGUGGAGAAGACGAAGAGGUUGUGGCCUGUUUGAAACCGUUCAGACACUGGGAACAUUCUGCUUGCCAGUUUUGACUGGGUGUGGAAAGAAAACCAAAUAGAACUGUUAAGUGGCCCAGACAUAUAUGCAUAUACAGUAUAUAUGUGUAUAUAUAAUUUUAUUUUACUUUUUCUUUUUUUUCUUUUUUUUUUUUGGCAAAGCAUUUAACAGUUGGUGAGCUUAUUUUACCAUUAGAGAGAUGUAUUGGUAGGACGUGAACGUUAUCAGGAGAUAAGCUUUUCAAGCGUGUUGCAUAUGCAGACUUCAUAAAUACACUAAUAAAAAGUUUUAAUUCUCAUGAG